CUGCUGGAUUACCUGAAGCUCCAUGAUGACCCCAUCAGCAGCCCUGAGAGGAUGAGGAGGACUCUUUCAGAUCCGGAGGGUCGGCGGCGUUUCCUGGCCGGACCCCUGGUGUGCAGCCGCAAACGUGACCCCAACCCUGACCCCAAACGUGACCCCAACCCUGACCCCAAACGUGACCCCAACCCUGACCCCAAACGUGACCCCAACCCUGACCCCAAACGUGACCCCAACCCUGACCCCAAACGUGACCCCGACCCCGACGGUGACCCCAGCGCUGACCUCGAGCCCUCAGAGUGGCACGGGCGGCGCGUGGAUUACAUCCUAUACAGGGAGGGGGGCACGGAGCUCAGCACGGAGGUCUCGGCGCUGGGCUUUGUGACGGCUCUGGCCUCUCGCUCCGAUCACCUCCCCGUCUCUCUGACCCUCAGCGUCAGCCCCACAACUGCUGGGGGCCCAGACCCACAAGUGCCCCCCCCCCCAUUCUUCGGCCCCCAGCCGCUCCUCCGAAUUCUGACCCCCAGGUGCCCCCCAAGGUCCCCAAAUGGCCCCAAAUGGCCCCAAGUGGCCCCAAAUGGCCCCCAAUGA
This is a messenger RNA of Lagopus muta (rock ptarmigan), 585 nucleotides long. RefSeq lists its product as uncharacterized. The record is from RefSeq and is a predicted model, not a curated record. NCBI's taxonomy places the organism in Eukaryota, Metazoa, Chordata, Aves, Galliformes, Phasianidae. The transcript is spliced from 3 exons. The coding region runs from base 52 to 585 and encodes 177 amino acids.